GCAGCAGCAGCAGCAGCAGGAGCGGGUGGCGGCGGCGGCGGCUUCCGUUGUUGGCGCGCGCGCGGCGGGAGCCGGGCGGUUGGGCGCGCGCGCAAGAUGAGUGAAUCUCUGGUGGUUUGUGAUGUUGCUGAAGACCUAGUGGAGAAACUGAGAAAAUUCCGGUUUCGUAAAGAAACCAACAACGCUGCCAUUAUAAUGAAAAUCGACAAGGAUAAACAGCUGGUGGUACUGGAUGAGGAGCAUGAGGGUAUUUCUCCUGAUGAGCUAAAAGAUGAGCUGCCUGAGAGACAACCUCGAUUCAUUGUGUAUAGUUACAAGUAUCAGCAUGAAGAUGGAAGAGUUUCUUACCCAUUGUGCUUUAUCUUCUCCAGUCCAGUUGGAUGUAAGCCUGAACAGCAGAUGAUGUAUGCUGGGAGCAAGAAUAAGCUUGUACAGACAGCUGAACUCACUAAGGUAUUUGAAAUAAGAAAUACAGAAGACCUAACUGAAGAAUGGCUGCGUGAGAAACUGGGCUUCUUCCAUUAAGAAAACCUCUGUAAUAAGUAUUUAUGUACCAUCCUGAUAAUACUGGAACCAGACAUGAAUACUUACAUCUAAAAAUGCACUGUAUUUACAUCUGUCUUCUGCAGUACAUCUCUUGUGCAAAGUUUGUGCAAAGAAUAGCAGAUCUGUCUCCUUGAAGUAACAAAUCUUUGCAGGUGUUUCCUUAUUUGUACCUGUUAAAGGGAAUAUUACUCUGCAGGGACUCCUUUUGCACUCUUGUGAUUAAUAUUUCUAUGAUUAGAAUAGUUCUGAAUUUAUAACUAUCUACAAACAUAAUUUGGAAGCUGAUGCUAACUUUUUCUGAGCUACAAAUGCAUCCUUAUGAUGUAUGCUAGCCACUUAUAUGCAAAAAUUGUGUAGUCACAUACUUGUCAGACUUUUUGACUUAAUGUCUUCUGAAUUUUGCAAACUAGUCCCUGGAAGUAUUUAGCAUUAAAGACAAAAUCUCUGUACAACAAACCCAUCCAUCAAUCCUUCCAUUGAGUCCCUAUGAACUUUUCCAAAUUCCUGGAACAAACACUUUUAUCAUUCCACUGAUUUCUCAGUUGACUGAGUCAAAUCUUACUAAAUUUCAGGGCAAAGCUUUGACUGUCCAGUUCUUGUGCUGUUAUAGUCUUACAGGAACUAAAUGAUAACAAAGGGCUGAAUUACGACUCUGGUUACUCUCACACCAGAUGUCUUGCAUAUAUAACUUACUACACUGUUAAGAAGUUUACCUCUCUGCUCAUUGCUUUUAUAUAAACACCUGGUAAUACUGUGUGCCUUUAAUUUGUUAGCUUUAAAACGACCUAAGGAUUUUACACUGCCACUUCUUACAAAUUUGGUAGAAACUUUGUUAAAGAUUCAAAGUAAUACUUUUUCCUAGUGCCUAGUGCUGCAGUUGACAUCUGUUAAAAGCUAACCUCAUUUUCUUUGAAAUUCCAGUCAUCUGCUCCGUUUGUAGGAGUCCAGGAAGUUAAAGCUUUUCAUGAUAUUGAAUGAUUUAUAUCUUUUUUUUUCCCGCUUUAAAAGUUGGCUAUACAUAACUAUGGAGUAUUUUAAUGACAGUCUUUUAACUUUCUUAACUGCUUGUUGGCCAAAAUUACAUUCCACUUUUGCAUAAGUGAUAAUUUGAUUUUGAUUUAUUUACGGUUCAUCUCUUUGAAACAGCAAAGAUUCUAAUGUGAAAAUAGUAUUUAACUUUUAUAAACGACCAGUCUUUUUACAGGUCUGUUUUAUAUUGAGUAGAAUAGUUCUGAUAUGUGACAUCAUGUUCAGUGCAUGCAGUGGCAAAAGGAGUACUCAUGUGACAGUAUCUCACAAUCUAGCUCAUGAGUGUUUGUCGUGCUACUGAAUUAAAUAUCUGUGGAAGAGCAGCUUCCUGUUGAUAACAACGUACCUUAAAGUACAGCUGCCCUAACAUCUGUUUUCAAUGAAUGCAGUGUUAAAUUGAGGCCAGUAUUUCAUGCUGUGAAACCUGUGCUGAAGGAAGGUGUGUGAAAAUGUAUGUUGUGUUAGUCUUAAGACAUCCACCUAAGAUCACAUGGAAUUCACUUGCAGGGGUUCUCAGUGUUGGCAAAUCCCUUCUUAGUUUCAUGUUACUGCUCAGUCAUUUGUAUACAAAUCUGACCUGGGAGGAGCUCUUCAAAAUGCAGAUGUUAAGAUCUGAUUAAACUGAUCUUUCAGUGCAGGAAAUAAUUUUGCUUGUAACUAAAGGAAAUAAGAUUUCUGCAUUAACAUAUUGAACUGGAACAACACUGAUUUCUCUGGACAGAAAAUAUUGAUUAUGAAACGGUUACUUGAUCGCUCUGUACUACAGAUCAAUAAAAACAACACCUUUUGUGACAAGCUUGUAUAAAUAAGACUUUGGUUUAAGGAUUGGUGUCACUCUAAGCAUCCAUCUUAAAACAGCAAGAGUCUUGUUCUGCUGGUAUUGUGCUAAAGGUAAGACAUGUCGAAGCACAGAGUGAGCGGAUAGCUGCCACUUGUAAUGUUCAACUUGAUUUACAGUGGGGAGAACUGGAUUAAUAAUCUUUGUCAUUGUACUUUGUACACUGGUGGGCUGCCAGCAUCCAGCUGCUGCUUGCACGGGGCUUGGCAAAAGUACUGGUAGAAGGGGCCUCCCUUUGAGGGAGAGGGGGGGAGCUGCUGCAGUCAGAUUAAAUUUAAUUCUGCAUCUCUGGAUCACUGUGCCUUUUGCCAAGCAAAUACUGCUGCUUACGGCUUUAUCAGUGUACUGGAAGUCUUCAUUAUGAGACUACUCAAAGGGAACGCUCUCUUCCCUUUGAUGUUCUUGUUUCCUCCACCUAAAGACUUUCUGCCUUAGCUGCUGCCCCUCAAGUCUUCUAGAAAGCAGUCAAAUCCUGUUGAGAGCUUUCAAGCCCAGAGUCUUGUGAAAGGUAGUGUUGAUGCUGCUCAGCCCACCAGUACUGUUCUUCAAGCUGUGUUACUUGGUAGUUGUACCUCCUUCCCUUCUUCUCUUGCCUCUGCUGUGGAACUGAGGAAGCAGCUGCAGGUAGCUGAAGAAUGACUGUGCAGAGGAUGUUUGCUGUUCUAGACUCAUUUGUGGUUUCCGUAUUUUUAAUGCAGUAUUCUGACACAACUGUCUGCUGCUACUUACUGUUCAAGGCUCUUGGUUUAGGUAGUAGUGUAAAUUAGGAGGCCAGUAAUGCUAAAUUCAUUAAGCAGAGAUGUUAACUAUAUCAAACUUGUCCUGCACAAAUGCAUGUUUUCACAACAUUUUCUCACCUUAUCCUUAGAACUGCACUUUUGUUAUUGCUGCUCCCUUAAGAUGGGUGGGAAGCGGCUGUGUUCAUGCUUAGAAGGCCAGUAUGUUCUGACUGCGCUUUACUCUUGAUUUGCCUGUUUGUAAUCAUAAUUUGUCUGAAUUUUUAGAUCUCUAAAGAGUGCUCAAAUUGAAGGACAACAUAAAUUAUCUAAUGCCACCUAGGUGAGCCUUUGUAGCUAAAGGUCUGAGAGUUGGUAUUUUCCAUUGUGAGCUGCUAUUUUUCAGGAGUUUAAGUGGGCCAUAAAAUUCUUGGCCUAAGUUAAGCCUGAAGGCCUGUCGUAAAGAGUCUUCUGCCACAAUCUGAUUUGCUUUUAAAUAUUGAAUAAGUGGCUGAGAUACAGCUCUUGUAAUCACAUUAAUUGAUGGUAAGGUGAGUUAAAGCAUGAGUUUGCAUGUUAGGCCAUAAAAUGGACUUGUAACAUUUGAAUAUUUCUCACAAAAAAAAUGUUUAAAUGAUGGUAUUUGGUUUAAAAGUGUUUCUAGUAUCAUGAAUGCUGUUUUUCAUCUGUAAAAGGAGGCAAUAAUGCAGGUGUUGACACCUUUCCACUUCUCCAAAGGAGCAUCUUGUGCAUUUGUACCAUGAUUCUGUUUUUGUAUCUUAAACUGUAGAAUAGCUAGUCCAGAACCAACAUUAAAUUGAUAUCAAGGGUCUGAGUCAAAAAUGUAAAAGCAAGGGAGUUGAUUCAAUUCCUCACCUUAGUGUGCUCAGAAAAAAAGUUUUGAGCAGAUUUUUUUUUUUUUUUUUUUUUGUAAUAAAUACUUACAGUAAAUGCAAAAUGGAGGUGUAAUGGGACCUGAGAAGGGAUGCAGUGAAAUUCUUGGUUUUGUUACAUGGGUCAGACUUGAUGCAGCUUACUGUGUGCUGUGACAUGUCAGGGUUGGCACCAGUGCUGCAGAUCGUGAAAGGUGCGAGAAAGGUUUGUGGCCAGUCUUGAUAACUUGGCAAUUCCGUGAAAUUACCAGUAAACAGUACAACUUCCAUAUGCUGUUUAGUUUCUGCUAGUUCACAUUGCAUGUUUACUUUAAACCAAAUCUUUUUUGCUAAGCAUGGUGCUUGUAUUGGUUUAAAUAAAGUGUUUAAUUAAAA
Messenger RNA from Rhea pennata, 4397 nucleotides. It is a transcript of the gene GMFB, whose product is annotated as glia maturation factor beta. Gene Ontology annotation, cellular component: actin cortical patch. Gene Ontology annotation, biological process: actin filament debranching; negative regulation of Arp2/3 complex-mediated actin nucleation. Lineage: Eukaryota; Metazoa; Chordata; Aves; Rheiformes; Rheidae. The record is from RefSeq and is a predicted model, not a curated record. The transcript is spliced from 7 exons. Gene Ontology annotation, molecular function: actin binding; Arp2/3 complex binding. Bases 97 to 525 code for a protein of 142 amino acids.